AUUGCUUAUUCUUUGGCACUUCAGGGGCACUCCCUGGAAAUUACCCAGCAUUUCGUUGGCCAGAGUAUAGCCUAGACGCGAGAGAUACCGAGACUCGGCACCUAUCCCGCUGUAGAUCUUUCAUGAUAAGCUGAAAGAUCGCACUGUGGGUGAGCCCACUGUGCCCUCGUCAACAACAUUUCUCAGAGAUCAACCUGAGCAGCGACAACAACACCUACGGGAAACACUCACCCAGCGUUGCUGCUAUAGCCCUUUUGAAGACAAACGGCAUGAUGGAACUGGCAUGGCUUCCGGCACUGCCAGCUGUAACUGAGAAACAACUGUACAAGCUCUUUUACCUGCUCUGGGACCUGGGGUUCUGCCAGCCAUGUCUUGAGUCCAAUUUUGGCGCCGAUUGCCAUUCAAACCAGUGCCCAAGGCGGACAGCUCUCACGCAGUACAAUUCGUUUGUGGCAUACUACAAAAAGAUCUGCGCAUCAUACGAUCCUCCUGUAUCGUCUAGCGAGGCGGCGCUUCGGAGCCAUGACGACGUGGGCCGCAUUGUGGAAAUCCUGAGACGACACCCAGAAAAGCCCAAGGGUGACAUUCACAAACUCGCAUUUCCAACGCUGGGCGAUGCCCUCGACCAAGACAACGCCAUCAAUCUCGCCGUGAGCAUCUUUGCCAUGUCGAACUGCGGCUCGCAAGAGUCAUCGCCAAUCUUGCUUGAGGAAGGCUCCAAUAGGAUUACCUGGCGCGCCGGCAUCACUUUGUCGCAGUAUAUCGAGCUCGUCCUUCCAAGAUCCGAGGGAUUCGAGUCACGACAACAUUUUAGCCACUCCUUUCUCGACCCGAGCUGUCCCAUGGUCAUGGCCAAGGACCUGAAGCGCCUGGCUGGCACGAGCAUCUGCGGCACCGACGACAUUACCAAUCACCUACGUUACGACGUUACGAACAAUGUUCUCUUCAUCUUCCGGCAUGCGAGAAUCCUGAAAGAGCACCUGCGGCUGUCGAAAAACUGCGGGAACGAACCCUCUCUACUAGAUUGUCUGAAUGUUGGCGCGAUGCCGCGCCAAUAUGUGCUCGAGGUUCUGUACUCGACCCAGAAGAUUGUCUUCCCACUCUGGGAUUCGGACUCAGUCGGGCUCCUACAAUCGCUCGUGGUCAAUGCUGGCUUCGACAAGAGCAUACUGGACGGACAAGAUCAUGGCUUCAUCAGAGAUGAUGAAGAAAGGAUCGACUUUCAAUAUCUUUCGCUUAGGCUUUACGAUAUCUUCCAGGAAAUCCAGAAUCCUCGGCCUCGCGGCCGGCUGGCAAAAUGGCUAGACCGGCGGAGCGGAGCCAGAUAUGUGAUCCUAGCUACCAUUGCGGGAUUACUAUUCGCAGUGUUUCUAGGUAUAGCUAGUCUCACUGUAUCGUCCUAUCAGACAUACCUUGCGUAUCAAGCAUGGCGGCACCCGGCUGGCAUAAACUAAUCGCGCUGAGCUUGACAGGGUCAUUGUCCACCAUCUGGAAUGAGAGCGAAUGAUUCAGUCGUGGCUACUGUGUGUCAAAUACCUCCAAUGGUGGGUCAAAUACACCCUCCCUAUGUAUUUCUCUCACAACAUGAGAGAUAUCCUAGAAAAGUACGACACUGAGUUUGUGGGCGAGGCUACAAAGACGGGAGGCCAACACGCAGCGGUAGCUUCCUCAUAUUAUGUCUCUGACAGUGCCUGAAUUCCUAUCAGUCUGCCCAACAGCAGUUGUAGGCAUCCAAAAAUGGCCGGCCAUGAACAGGGGGCAAGAGCUUGACGGGAUCCCGUAUUUUCUAAG
Molecule: messenger RNA, 1791 nt
Organism: Ilyonectria robusta
Lineage: Eukaryota; Fungi; Ascomycota; Sordariomycetes; Hypocreales; Nectriaceae
Exons: 2
Coding region: 270-1454 (394 amino acids)
Source: RefSeq, a predicted model, not a curated record